Striga asiatica is the source of this 1335-nucleotide messenger RNA. The record is from the annotation of a GenBank genome assembly. Lineage: Eukaryota; Viridiplantae; Streptophyta; Magnoliopsida; Lamiales; Orobanchaceae.
AUGGAGACCGGGAGCAUCCUAGAGACGAUCGGCCAGGAGAUCAUCGCCGUGAUGGCUCCCGUCUCCAUCUGCAUGCUCCUCGUCGUCCUCCUCGUCUACUCCGUCUACAACCCCUCCUCCUCCUCCUCCGCCGCCGCCUCGGCGACCUUCCGCACCGCCGCCAACCUGGUCUACCAGGAAUCCCCCUCCGACUCCACCUCCCAGAAGCUCGAGGGCGCCAUCCUCAACGCCGCCGUCUUCGUCGCCUUCAUAACCCUCGUCACGUUCCUCCUCGUCCUCCUCUACUACUACCGCUUCACCAAUUUCCUCAUCUACUACACCAGAUUCUCCGUCUUCAUGAUCUUCUCCGCCAUGGGCAGCUCGAUCCUCAUCUCCGUCAUCCAGAGGUUCAACAUACCCAUCGACGCCCUCACUUUCUACUUUCUCCUCUUCAAUUUCACCGUCCUGGGCACGAUCUCCGUCUUCUCCAACGGGAUCCCAAUAAUCGUGAAGCAGGGCAAUAUGGUCAUUUUAGGGAUUAUCGUGGCUGCCUGGUUUUCCCGGCUGCCGGAGUGGACCACUUGGGUCGUUCUGGUGGCCUUGGCAUUAUACGAUCUGGCGGCAGUUUUGGCGCCCGGUGGGCCAUUGAAGCUUCUGGUCGAGUUAGCUUCUAGCCGGGAUGACGAGCUUCCGGCACUGGUCUACGAGUCGAGACCGAAUUUGGGGCAGAAUUCGAGCUCUCGGGAUUCGAGUUUAGGGCUUUUGAUCGCAACAAUAGUUGGAACAAGUGAUAAUAAUGGUAAUAACAGUGAUGGUGUGGAAUUGCAAGAAUUAUUGAGGAAUGCCUAUAGAGAAAACGCGAUUAGGGUUCAAGAAAGGGAUCAUUUGUCGAUUUCAAUUGGGGAAAAUCGGACGAGCAGAGGCGAAAUUGAGGAGGUGAGAGAUGAUGAAUCGGUCGAAACAUCGCCUCUAAUGGGAAAUCGAAUGGAAUCAAAUCCGAACGAGAAUGAGCUCACAGUUAACAACAACAAUGGUGAUGGGAAUAAUAGGGUUUUGCAGGAAAGGGUGGAUAUGGAAGAGGUGAAAUCGAGGGGGAUAAAGCUUGGGAUGGGAGAUUUUAUCUUCUACAGUGUGCUUGUGGGGAGGGCAGCUAUGUAUGAUUUAAUGACUGUGUAUGCUUGUUAUCUCGCCAUAAUAUCGGGACUCGGGUGUACUUUGAUAUUGUUGGCUAUUUGCCGUCAUGCUUUGCCGGCAUUGCCUAUCUCGAUUAGUUUGGGGGUUAUAUUUUACUUCUUGACGAGGCUUUUGAUGGAGCCGUUUGUGGUGGGGGCUUCGACUAAUCUGAUGAUGUUUUGA